This is a messenger RNA of Blastomyces gilchristii SLH14081, 3037 nucleotides long. RefSeq names its product 6-phosphofructokinase. Gene Ontology annotation, molecular function: 6-phosphofructokinase activity; identical protein binding; ATP binding. Gene Ontology annotation, cellular component: mitochondrion; cytoplasm; 6-phosphofructokinase complex. The coding region runs from base 362 to 2782 and encodes 806 amino acids. The record is from RefSeq and is a predicted model, not a curated record. The transcript has 3 exons. Gene Ontology annotation, biological process: fructose 1,6-bisphosphate metabolic process; canonical glycolysis; fructose 6-phosphate metabolic process. Lineage: Eukaryota; Fungi; Ascomycota; Eurotiomycetes; Onygenales; Ajellomycetaceae.
UGAUUUCUGGUUGCUCACCGAAAUAGCCCCGCUUAAUCAUCAUGACGCCGUCAUCGAACCGCUUUGUCUUUUGGCUGGGUGAGACGAAAUUACUUUAUAUCCCAUCAAUUAAGGCCAGUUGCCAUUGUCUUUGUCUUAAUUGUUGCUCCUGUGCCAGCAUUGGAUUGCUAUGCUCUGCUAGCGUCUUACGGGGGAAUUCUCCUAGGGUUACAACGUUGCAUCACCGCCAACCUCCCUCCUUGCCCAACAUAUAGCCAGGUACAUCUCAAUUGCUAACCAUUACGAAUAAAACACCAUACUAUUGCAGGGAAUUCUAUCUUUUCGAUAUUUCGCCAGUUUCAGCCAACAGUCCGCCAACACAAUGGCUGACACUGCCAGCGCUAGUAGCACUUCAGUUAUGCUCUCCAAGCGUCGCCGUAUCGCUGUGCUCACAAGUGGUGGCGAUGCCCCCGGUAUGAAUGGCGUGGUCCGCGCCGUCAUCCGCAUGUCUAUCCACUGUGGUUGCGAGGCUUAUGCUAUCCAUGAGGGUUAUGAAGGCCUAGUUCGAGGCGGGAAGUUUAUUAAGCGGAUGCAUUGGGAAGAUGUGCGCGGCUGGUUGUCGCGGGGAGGUACCCUGAUUGGCUCUGCUCGCAGCAUGAGCUUCCUGACACGAGAAGGACGUCUACAGGCGGCUAAGAAUUUGGUUGUGCGUGGAAUCGAUGCGCUAGUUGUAUGCGGUGGUGACGGCAGUUUGACCGGGGCAGAUAUCUUCCGUGGAGAAUGGGCCGGUUUAUUGGGCGAGUUGGUUCAGAAGGGGGAAUUGACCUUGGACCAGGCGAAACCGUACGAUUCCCUCAAUAUUGUUGGCAUUGUAGGUUCUAUUGAUAAUGAUAUGUCGACAACUGAUGCUACGGUUGGUUGUUAUUCAUCACUCCAUCGUAUAUGUGAGGCUGUCGACUAUGUGUUCGAUACGGCUGCUUCCCAUCAACGUGGCUUCGUGAUUGAGGUGAUGGGGCGGCAUUGUGGCUGGCUGGCCCUAAUGUCGGCCAUCAGUACGGGGGCAGACUGGUUGUUUAUCCCGGAGAGGCCUCCCCGAGACGGCUGGGAAGAUGACAUGUGUGACAUCAUCACCCAGAAUCGGAAACGAGGCAAGCGCCGCACUAUCGUAAUCGUAGCUGAAGGCGCACAGGAUAGCAACUUGAAGAAGAUAUCCUCGGAAUCCGUGAAGGAUCUACUGAGCAACAGGUUGAAGCUUGACACUCGGGUGACCAUUCUCGGCCAUACACAGCGAGGAGGCCCUGCCUGUGCUUACGAUCGGUGGUUGGGCACACUUCAGGGAAUAGAAGCUGUCCGAGCUGUUCUGGAAGCCAAACCCGGCUCACCUUCACCGAUCAUAACCAUUAGAGAAAACAAAAUCGAGCGGUCGUCCCUCCUCGACGCUGUUCGAGUCACGAAAAUGGUAACCCAGGCCAUCAAGGAUAGAGACUUUGCGACAGCGUUGGAAUUGCGAGAUGCGGAAUUUAAAGCCUAUCACAGGGCGUACAUCAACACGGCGACUCCUCACCAUCCCAAGUUGCAGCUACCAGAGAGCAAACGAAUGAGAAUCGCAAUUAUUCACGUUGGUGCGCCCGCUGGUGGUAUGAAUCCCGCAACGCGCGCAGCUGUAGCCUACUGUAUCGCCCGUGGUCACACACCAAUUGCGAUUUACAACGGCUUUCCAGGCCUUAUUCGACACCACGCGGAUAAGCCUCUAGGUUCAGUCCGAGAAGUUACAUGGCUUGAAUCAGACACGUGGGUAAAUGAAGGCGGUUCGGAGAUCGGCACAAACCGCGGCCUCCCCUCCGAAGACUUUGAGAAGGUCGCCGAAUGCUUCGAGCUAUACAAUUUCGAUGCCCUCUUUGUGAUUGGCGGCUUCGAAGCGUUUACUGCCGUAAGCCAGCUCCGCAAAGCCCGAAAUGAAUUCCCCGCCUUCCGAAUUCCCCUCGUCAUCCUCCCGGCGACUAUCUCCAACAACGUUCCGGGCACUGAAUACUCCCUCGGUAGCGAUACCUGCCUGAACGCCCUCAUCAACUUCUGCGACGUAAUCCGCCAAUCGGCGUCCUCCUCCCGCCGACGGGUCUUCGUGGUUGAAACCCAAGGCGGCCUCUCAGGCUACGUAGCCACAAUGGCCGGGCUCGCCAUCGGUGCCUACGCCGUCUACAUUCCUGAGGAGGGGAUCGAUUUAAAAAUGCUCGCGCGGGACAUCGAGUACCUCCGCCACAACUUCUCUACCGACCGCGGAGCUAGCCACGCGGGCAAGAUAAUCCUACGCAAUGAGCACGCCUCAGCCACGUACACCACGCAGGUAAUCGCCGACAUGAUCAAAGGGGAAGCGCACGACCGCUUCGAAUCGCGCGCCGCGGUACCGGGCCACUACCAGCAGGGCGGGAAACCGUCACCGAUGGACCGCGUGCGGGCACUGCGCAUGGCUAUAAAAUGCAUACAGCACAUGGAGACGUUCUUUGGGCUGGAAAAGGAGAAGAUUGCGGCGGAUCCCAUGUCCAGUGUCGUUAUUGGGAUUAAGGGAAGCGAGGUUGUUUUUGGGCCGGUGGGUCCGGGCGUUGACGGGCGCGAUGGGUUGGAUAAAACAGAUACAGACUGGGUUCGUCGAAAGCCGAAGAAUGAUUUUUGGAUGGGGCUGAAGGAGCUGGUGGAUAUAUUGAGUGGGAGGCCUGGGGAGGAUCAUGAUGGGGUGCUGAGAACGGCGGAAGAGGAAGGGUGGGGGGCGUAUGCGCCGAUGGAUCCAUGUCAUUUUACAGAGUAGCUCUAAAUAUGUUCAGAUGUUCAGGUGGCUGGUGCUGACUUGAUGGAUAUAUAUAUUUCCUUUUACUAUUAGUUUUCAGCUGUUUUUCGAUUAUUCAGUUUGAUUAGAUUGAGGGUUGAUAUUCAUAUUUCAGCACAACAAUCAACUAGAUAAACAUAUUAAAAAUUAUCAAGUCUUUACACCUGAAUAAAAAUAUUCCUCUCUGCUUAGAUAAUCUUUUUGAGUAGGAUCAAAAAAUCUAUACAAUACUCUAAC